Molecule: messenger RNA, 2006 nt
Organism: Contarinia nasturtii (swede midge)
Lineage: Eukaryota; Metazoa; Arthropoda; Insecta; Diptera; Cecidomyiidae
Gene: Psn
Product: presenilin homolog
Exons: 9
Coding region: 211-1734 (507 amino acids)
Biological process (GO): negative regulation of apoptotic process; protein processing; Notch receptor processing
Cellular component (GO): cell surface; lysosomal membrane; perinuclear region of cytoplasm
Molecular function (GO): aspartic endopeptidase activity, intramembrane cleaving
Source: RefSeq, a predicted model, not a curated record
UUGUGAGUAAACUAAUGACUUAUAGACAUUUGUAGAUUCAGCAACACACAAAAAAAAACCACUACAACUUGAUAACUAUUCCAUUUGAAGGCUGAUUCAUUUCCCCCAUUCAAUCGAUUGUGACGGGAUAGAUUUGGUUAUCCUGUGCCGAAUCUGUGCUAAGUUUAGUUUUGAAAAUUACUACGAAUUUAGAAUUACCAGAAUUGUUUGAUGGACGCCAUAGUUGGAGAAUCAUAUGUGUCAAGAAAAGAUCGAAAUAAUAAGGUUUUAGAUGAAGGCGGAUCUAGUGAUAAGAGUCCUCGCAAAAAUCCAAAAUCAACUAGUAGGCGUCAGCCGGAAACAACAUAUGGCGGAAUGGAUGAAAGACAACCGAAUGUUGUUAAUGAAAGUGAGGAGGUAGUAAUACGCGAUGGCCGAAGUGGAAACAGUGGACACAGUGGUGAUCGCCAUCAAGGUGGUCCAAGCCAUCCAGAACCUGUUGACGAAGAAGAAGAAGGCCUUAAAUACGGUGCUCAGCAUGUGAUCAAAUUAUUUGCACCAGUUUCAUUGUGUAUGCUGGUCGUUGUAGCCACAAUCAAUUCGGUUAACUUCUACAAUACAAAAGAUGUGUAUUUGAUUUACACACCAUUUCAUGAACUACAUCCGGAUACUGGCAUGAAAAUUCGGGAUGCACUAUUCAAUUCACUGAUUUUAAUGACGUUCAUCGUCAUUAUGACCAUCUUAUUGAUUUUUUUGUACAAAAAACGUUGCUACAAAAUCAUUCACGGAUGGCUUAUGCUUUCUUCCUUUCUAUUACUAUUCAUUUUCAGCUAUCUGUAUAUAGAAGAGCUCCUCAGAGCAUAUAAUAUUCCAAUGGAUUACAUUACAGCACUGAUGAUAAUGUGGAACUUUGGAGUCUGUGGAAUGAUGUCAAUUCAUUGGCAAGGACCACUCCGGCUACAACAAGCAUAUUUAAUAUUUGUAGCUGCAUUGAUGGCGUUAGUUUUCAUAAAAUAUUUACCUGAAGUAACAACAUGGGUUGUUUUGGCUGUGAUUUCAAUUUGGGAUUUGAUUGCCGUACUAUCGCCAAAGGGUCCACUUCGUGUGCUCGUUGAAACAGCACAAGAACGUAAUGAACAAAUUUUUCCAGCAUUAAUUUAUUCCUCAACGGUUGCUUAUUCGAUUAUGACCACAACUGAAUCAACGGAUGCUGAAACUGGUGAAAGAAACGAGAGCAGAAGACGUCAAUCGGAACGUACAGCUUCAUCUGCAGAAGGUACGGAUUUUCAAAUGGUCACGUUUAAAGAGAAUGGAACGAGUAAUGCUGGAUUCUCCCAAGAAUGGACAUCAACCAGUGAAGAACGUUCACGACAACGUCAAGUUGAAGUUCAAGCCAAUAUUGCAAGCAAUCCAAAUCGUCCGACUGAAUAUCGUACGGUUGCAGCGCCACAAGCACAACCACAUCCAGAAUUGGAGGCCGAAGAACGUGGCAUUAAGCUUGGAUUGGGCGAUUUUAUCUUCUAUUCGGUUCUUGUUGGCAAAGCAUCAAGUUAUGGUGAUUGGAAUACAACUAUUGCAUGUUUCGUUGCAAUUUUGAUUGGUUUAUGCCUGACACUGUUAUUGCUUGCUAUUUGUCGUAAGGCGCUACCAGCUUUACCGAUAUCAAUAUUUUUCGGAUUAUUGUUCUGUUUCGCCACAAGUGCAUUGGUUAAACCAUUUACCGAUCAUCUUUCUGCCGAACAAGCAUUCAUUUAACAUUUGGAUCUAUAAAUCAUACAUUUUCUAAAAAAAAAAACAAUUAAAAUUAAGCGAGUAUAUCUGAACUAAUUUAGGCCCACUAAUAUUAUUAAUAUUUGAAGACAAAAAAAUAUAAAAAACCCGUCAAUUUAAAUUAUCAUUCGUGAAAAAACAGGAGAGAAAGAAUUGGUCAACGUUAUUUAAAAAAAAAGAACUAUUUAACCUUCAUUAUUAUUACCACCAAAAUUAUGACUACAGUAUUUGCAAAAGAGAAAAUAGAUAAAGAGAGA